Penicillium bovifimosum is the source of this 528-nucleotide messenger RNA. RefSeq lists its product as uncharacterized. Lineage: Eukaryota; Fungi; Ascomycota; Eurotiomycetes; Eurotiales; Aspergillaceae. The transcript has a single exon. Bases 1 to 528 code for a protein of 175 amino acids. The record is from RefSeq and is a predicted model, not a curated record.
AUGGAGACGUCGCUCCCCGAGGCUGACAAUUGGCUGGCUGGCGAUAGCCGAUCCUUCAUAAAGCUAUCCCUGACCGGGGAAGAACCAUCUUGCAUUGACUGGUCACUUCCUCGUGGGGAACUGACGGAGCCGUCUCUGCCAGUGGAACUCGCGGGGAAGCGACCCCACAUCAGACGAUCCUCACGUUCCUCAGGAUCACCGCCAGUGCGCCAGUUCGGACGGCUUCGUGGCGGCCGCCCGCCCCAUCAAAGUCUGGAAAUCGAAUUCCAGUACAUCCCCGGACAUCACUCCAUUCCGAAGCCUGGCCGACUUGGUACAAUCCAGGACGUAAGUAUUCUCGCCAUUGCUGGUAACCCUGAUGGUAGCCCCAACUCUUUGGUCGACGACUUGGACUUGCGUCCAAAUCUCGAUGUCGGCAUCGUGAGUGGUGGGAUGGGUGGAGAUGACCUCGCUUCCUGGGAGGACCCGGCACUUGCUCCACAUUGCGUCGGCAUCGUACUCGGCGAUGGCCAGCGGGCUGUGGAAUAG